ACUGCCCCAAGCAUCUUCUAACCCUACUUUUGUGUUUAUUUAAAAAAUCAAUAAUGCAAAGCAUUUUAAGCGCUUUUGCCCUUCCAGAAUCUCCAAUAUUGUGCCAAACUGGAAACACAAAAGCGAUAAUUGACGGGGUCGAUUUGGGAAACGGAACCGUUUUCGUAAAUGAGAGGAAGCUCUCCUGGAAGAAUGACGACAAUACGGGUUUCGCCGUGGACUUCCCGCACAUCUCCCUCCAUGCGAUCACGGCCGACCCCAACGUUCACCCGACAAAAUGUCUGUUUAUCAUGGUCGACGAUCGGUUAUCGAUACAGGGGUACGAGUUUCUGCAGCAGCCGAUGGAAAAUGGCGCCACUGAGGAAUCUGACGACGAAUCGGAGUCAGAGACCCCUUCGCGUCUCGUUCUAGUACCGAGAGACCUGGACGCGAUAAACCCGCUGUUUUCCGCUCUAUCACUGGGGCAGUCUCUAAAUCCAGACCCCCAUGACAGCAUGGAGGAGGAGGAGGACGAAGAUGAUAAUAUCUACGGUGAUGCCGAGGACACGUCCGACGGCGUAAACCAUUUGUCUGCGGGAGUUCAAAAUGUGACCAUUAAUUACAAUUACAGCAAUGGGGAUCAGGAUGUCGAUGAGGAUCAAUUUGAAGAUGCCGAUUGAAGAGAAUGCACAAUUUUAGUCUUAAUAUCGAUCAUGUACCAAUUCUGUUAUGUUAAAAAACGUUUGACACUACCAUAGGUUUUGUAUUAGCACUGCAUAUCGGGCAUGCACCGUAAAUAAAAGAAUUCAGAUGUAA
This is a messenger RNA of Photinus pyralis (common eastern firefly), 795 nucleotides long. Its product is annotated as methylosome subunit pICln. NCBI's taxonomy places the organism in Eukaryota, Metazoa, Arthropoda, Insecta, Coleoptera, Lampyridae. The transcript has 4 exons. The record is from RefSeq and is a predicted model, not a curated record. Gene Ontology annotation, cellular component: methylosome; cytosol; pICln-Sm protein complex. Gene Ontology annotation, biological process: cell volume homeostasis; spliceosomal snRNP assembly; mRNA cis splicing, via spliceosome. Bases 54 to 659 code for a protein of 201 amino acids.